AUGUUGUUCCCUGCGUUCGUCGGAAGCCUUCUGACGGUGCCACUCCUGUCGGCCCCGGUGGCCGCCGUGGCAGCGGCACCGUCGGAAAGGAUGGCCAAGCUCCUUCGUCGGUCGAACAUCAAGCGAACUUCGCUGGGCUGCGACACUUCCACAUUUGUCCUGAGACUCUCCACCCCCUCGUGGAGCCCGGACUGCGGCGGCGCCUGCAAGCCGGCCCAGUAUAUCGGUCACAACGGCUUCAGCACGGACAACGUCCACGCCGCCACCGUCUGGACAAUCAUCCAGGGCUCCCUCUACUCCGUCAGCGAGGGUGGCUCCAUCUCCAUCAGCUCCGGCUGCGACAGCGAGUAUUUCUCGCCCCUUCAGCGGGCCAGCGUCAUCAAGACCACCUUUACCGUUCACGACAACACCCUGGUCUGGAGCCAUGGCGAAUUCUCCGGAGGAUCUGGCCACUUUUGCCAGCGCCCUGCCGACGGUGCCGUCAUUGCCUACGGCGACAACGUCCCGGCCGGCUGCGAGUGCACCGACCUCGAGGUCGUCACGGCCCACCCAAUCCACUCGGCAAUGGAGCACGACAUGGAAUGUCACGGGAAGCCUGGCCACGACAAGCCGGAGAAGCCGGAGAAGCCAUGCGUCGAGUGCGAGGAAAAGGAGAAGCAUGAGAAGCCUAAGAAGCCCGAGAAGCCAUGCGUCGAGUGCGAGGAAAAGGAAAAGCACGAGAAGCAUGAGAAGCCCGAGAAGCCAUGCGUCGAGUGUGAGGAAAAGGAAAAGCAUGAGAAGCACGAGAAGCCAUGCGUCGAGUGUGAGGAAAAGGAAAAGCAUGAGAAGCACGACAAGCACGAGAAGCCCUGUGUCGAGUGCGAGGAAAAGGAAAAGCACGAGAAGCACGACAAGAACAUGAAGCACGAGAAGCCAUGCCUGUUGUGCGAGGAGGGCGAGGCUGGUGCCCCCGGCGCCCCCGGAACCCCUGGAGCUCCUGGCGCCCCCGGCGGUCACGGCAAGCCCGGCAGCCCCGGCUCUCCAGGUGAACCGGGCUCUCCCGGCCGCGGCGGUGAUGGCGGAGACGGUGGCGAUGGCGGCAGCGGCGGCACUGGUGGCAACGGCGGACACGGCGGACACGGCGGCGGCAACUCCACCUACCAUGGAGGCUACAACUCGGGAUCCAAGUCCACUUCCGGAACCAAGAACACGCAAACGUCGGCCGGCAACGGUGGAAACGGCAACGGCAGCGGCAACGGAAACGCCGGCAACGGUGGCAACGGAGGCUAUGAGAGCACCGGCGGCGACGGCGGCAACGGAGGAAGCGGCAACGGCGAUGGUAACGGCAACGGCAACAGCGGCAACGGCGGCUCUGGAAACGGCUCCGGCAACGGCAACGGCGGCAACGGCGGCGACGGAGGCUACAAGGGCAACGGAGGCAAGGGCGGCAACGGAGGCGACGGCAACGGAAACGGCAACGGCAACGGCGGCAACUAG
Messenger RNA from Drechmeria coniospora, 1476 nucleotides. RefSeq lists its product as uncharacterized. The transcript has a single exon. NCBI's taxonomy places the organism in Eukaryota, Fungi, Ascomycota, Sordariomycetes, Hypocreales, Ophiocordycipitaceae. The record is from RefSeq and is a predicted model, not a curated record. The coding region runs from base 1 to 1476 and encodes 491 amino acids.